Arvicola amphibius (Eurasian water vole) is the source of this 3779-nucleotide messenger RNA. RefSeq names its product ferric chelate reductase 1 like (gene Frrs1l). The coding region runs from base 16 to 897 and encodes 293 amino acids. NCBI's taxonomy places the organism in Eukaryota, Metazoa, Chordata, Mammalia, Rodentia, Cricetidae. The record is from RefSeq and is a predicted model, not a curated record. The transcript is spliced from 5 exons. Gene Ontology annotation, biological process: regulation of glutamate receptor signaling pathway.
GAUCGGUGAGCAGCGAUGGCGGGGCAACCCUGUCAGCGCCCGGCCUGGGCGUCGCUGCUCCUGCGGCUGCUGCUGACUGGGAUCGCUGCCUGCAACGCCAGCCCCGCGGACGACGGCGCGGGUCCCGGGGGCCGGGGACCCCGAGGACGCGCGCGAGGGGACGCGGGCGCUGACGAGGCAGUGCCGCGCCACGACUCCUCUUACGGCACCUUCGCCGGCGAGUUCUACGACCUGCGCUACCUGUCGGAGGAGGGCUAUCCUUUUCCCACUGCUCCUCCGGUGGACCCGUUUGCCAAAAUCAAAGUGGAAGACUGUGGGAGAACUAAAGGAUGCUUUAGGUACGGCAAGCCCGGCUGCAACGCAGAGACCUGUGACUACUUCCUUAGCUACCGGAUGAUAGGGGCUGAUGUGGAGUUUGAGCUGAGCGCAGACACGGAUGGCUGGGUAGCAGUUGGAUUCUCUUCAGACAAAAAGAUGGGCGGUGAUGAUGUCAUGGCCUGCGUCCAUGAUGACAAUGGCAGAGUCCGCAUCCAGCACUUCUACAAUGUGGGACAGUGGGCCAAGGAGGUCCAGAGAAAUCCUGCCAGAGACGAGGAAGGGGUUUUCGAGAACAAUCGUGUCACCUGCAGGUUUAAGCGCCCCGUGAACGUUCCCAGAGAUGAAACGAUCGUGGAUCUACACUUGAGUUGGUAUUACCUGUUCGCUUGGGGUCCGGCCAUUCAGGGCUCCAUCACCAGGCACGACAUAGACUCCCCGCCGACUUCAGAGCGCGUUGUCAGUAUUUACAAAUACGAAGACAUUUUCAUGCCGUCCGCUGCCUACCAGACCUUCUCCUCUCCCUUUUGUUUGCUUCUCAUUGUGGCCCUGACCUUCUACUUGCUGAUGGGAACCCCUUAGACACAGCUGCAAGGCCGACAGACUAGACGGAGCGGCAAGCCUUCAGUAUAUAUUUUUCAAUAUCGCCUGUAUUCUAGCUUCCGUUACUUAAAAACAAGUCAUGAUUUCAACAUUUUUUGGGGGGAAAAAAAAAGAACAAGCUUUUCUCCUAGUCAAACAGGAUUGUCAAGGCAACCGUGCUUUCGGGAAGUAUUUAAACCAUUUGCGAACACUUCAAAUACGUUUUCCAUUUGAGCUUUACGGUGUCUGUGCAUUGACUUGGUAAAACUGAGAGAGUCGUCAUACUGAUUGGGAUUUAAACCUAGACAAAGGCUGCCUUUUGUUGGCCUACGCGUUUCACAGCCUUGGCUAGCACGAUCAGCUGACACAACGGGGAGAUAAAGAGCUAGCUGUGGAAAGAGUGUCUCCCAACAGUCUUUAUUUCGAGCGGUACUGCACAAGAGGGUUACUUGGCAUGUUGCCGUGGAGAACUUCACAGGAUGUCACAAGUGCAUCAGCAGCCUCUCGAGAACAUUUCCGUGGAGGCUAAAUGCUUUUAGAUAGCCACACAGUGGAUGGGGCGUGUGGAAGAGAUUAUAGUGAUAAGCAGUGGUUUGUAUUUAUCUAAAGUAUCUUCCCAAUUAGCAAGUAGUUAUGAGAAAACAGUUUUAUAUUGCUGUUAGGAAAGAUGAAAAAAAGAACUCUGAAUAUUCCUGAAGAUGUAAAAUUACCUUAAUGAUAAAAACAGGAGAAUUCUUAGCAAUUAGGAUUUGCUCUCUUUUGCUACUGCGUUCACCCAAGGUGUUCCUGGGUGGCUCUAGUCAACGGUGGUGUUCAAGUCGGCAUCCAUUAAGUAUAAUUAAAUAUGCAUUAGGACAGACACGUCAUCCUAAGGAAAACACAUCAUCAUUUUUAAUGACUGUAGACACCAGGAGCAAAAAUGGGAGGAGAGACCCAAAGGUAUAUUCACUAAGAGUAUACAUUAAAAAUGUUCAAUUCUAUAUUUUCUUUUUUGAAAAGAGCCAGAUACUCUAUAAAUACCUAUGCUGGCAGUCUACCUAGAGGAGAGUAACUGUGGGCACUUACAUGGUGGGCCAUUGCCAUGGUGGCUUUCCAGAAUUCUCUGAUUUGUUCCCAUUGCUUCCAGGCUGGCUUCAACUCUAUAUAGUUGAGUGACACUGGACUAUGGUUUCUAAGUCCCAAGUUCAUGUCAGAGGUGUUGUCUGCCUGUGGGGAGAAUGUUCAGAUUCUUUUGAACUGGCGCCAAAAAAGUAUGUAUUACUACUUUGCAUCACUGCCCACACCCAGUUUCAAACUCAAGGUUCAAGCUGGCGGCUCCACCCGACAACAGCUGCCUCUUCACCAAGCCCUCUGGUCCUGGUCAAGCUUGGCACCAGCGUGGCCGGUAUAUCAGUUUCUCAGGGUUAGUAGUUGGUUUAGGAGUGAGGGUUGGGAGUAUAUAGAGACACCCGUGUUGUAAAUAAGAAGCCGAAUAUUUUUAUAUCCUUUAUGUGUAUAGUAGUUGACGUAUAAAUCGCGGAGCUAAUAGAGACUUCAGUUAAUAGUGGGAGCGAGUGGCGCUUCCCUUCCACUUCCACUUCAAAUCAAGUAACUGUUUCAUAGUCUUUCGACUUCAGUGAUCAGCUUUGUGAAUCUUCACUUGGAACUUUCAGAGUUAUCCUUGACCUUACAGUGACAUGCAGGGACUCUACUAAACUCCAGGGUUUCUGCUUCUUCAGGGUCACUGUCUGUCCUAGUGAGUCUGAGGAACCUUGAGUUCCUCCAACCUGCUCUCCCUCACCAGUCCUGUCCCCGUCUUCCCCAUCCCCCCUCCCUCCAGAUAAUGAGCUCAUCUGUAAGGCCCUAACUCUUAUCUCUUCCUCCAGUCUUGGGGACUAUGUCAUUUUAGGAGGUGACUAAGCCCUCCUCUGGCGUGCUGGGCUUUUCAUUAGGAGUCAUUUCUCUUCUCAUCCUUGUAACUGAUGCUACUUCUUAGUAGGUAUUCAAAAAACUGGUGGACUGAAUUUGAAAGCUGUCUUGAUACUGCGAGUUUACUUGGGCUAGGGGAAUCUCUUUUAUGGACUGUAGCCGGCUAGCCCUGUUUUUAUAUGCUCUGUUCAUGAUCAAACCGUGUCUUCCAAAACAUAAAUGACAGAAUCCUCAGUGGCAGUGUGGUUUUGCCUUUCAGUGGACACCAGUUGGCACUUUGAACAAUAAUUGCUGUCAUGAAAUAAGGAUUUACGACAAGGGAUGUGUCACAAACAGCUGACCGUCAUCUCAGAGAUCUGUCCACUGAUAGACGUGCUGAAGCGAAAGCCCUGUAGACUUUGAAUUCAUCCGUUCUUACCUAAUCUAAGGGUACUCCAAUUCUUCUCUCUAUUCGUGCUCUCUCUUUUUCAACAGGGCCUCUCAGUCAUCCUUCUUGAGCCCCCCGACUCCUGGCUGCUGCUCUCUCAAGCAUGCACUCCCAGGUCUGACAUACGGUUUCACUUUCUACACAGUGUUUGUCCUGAGGGAGAAGCUAUCAGUGCAGACAGAUGUAUGUAGCGCUGUUGUAAGGGCUCCCUCCAUGUGGAGCUCCAUGUGGGUGAACUCUUUCAAUCCUACCGGCCAGAGGAAGCGUCUGUCGUCAGUCCAGCUUUGCAGAAGGAAGAGUUGAGGUCGGUCUUCAGGCGAGCUUACCAGUGCUGGCCAGACUUUAGAGACACUAGUUCAAAUGCACUUGUCAUGCAAGAGGCCACAGGGACGAGGGAGCCGAUAUGACUGCCUAUGCCUCAUGCAAAGUCUUUAAAACUUCCGUUAAGCAGAACUUGCUGUUCAUACUCAAAUCAGCUGGGCACCUUCGCCUGCCCCCUAGUAUUUUACGGUGAAAAGGAGCGCUUCUUAUUGCUGCGCUUGCGGAA